Messenger RNA from Aspergillus calidoustus, 375 nucleotides. The record is from the annotation of a GenBank genome assembly. NCBI's taxonomy places the organism in Eukaryota, Fungi, Ascomycota, Eurotiomycetes, Eurotiales, Aspergillaceae.
AUGAGGGGUAUCGAAGAUUCCAGACAGAGAUGGAAUACCCUGUUUCACCACCGCGAUACACCUUCAGACCUUCGAGAUGCGCUCAAGUCGGAACAAGAAGAUGAUAUAUGCAAUGAUGGGCUGAGGUCAAUAUGCUGGAAGGCGUUUCUGCUUUUCGAAGACUCUAGUCGUACACAAUGGCCAAGCAAAAUCUCAGAGGCGCGUGGCGCCUACAUCGCAUUGAAAGAGCACUUUCUCAAGUAUAUCGAACAUCCGGAUGAUCUGCAGUCGAGUAUCGAUCCGCUUGCGGACGAUGAACAAGUACGCGAUAUCAGAUAUACGGUGGAAUCUACUAAUGCCGUCAUAGUCUCCAUGGCAAACGUUGCGAGAAGAUGA